Molecule: messenger RNA, 1802 nt
Organism: Poecilia latipinna (sailfin molly)
Lineage: Eukaryota; Metazoa; Chordata; Actinopteri; Cyprinodontiformes; Poeciliidae
Gene: emb
Product: embigin
Exons: 9
Coding region: 83-991 (302 amino acids)
Biological process (GO): homophilic cell-cell adhesion; dendrite self-avoidance; axon guidance
Cellular component (GO): axon; plasma membrane
Molecular function (GO): cell-cell adhesion mediator activity
Source: RefSeq, a predicted model, not a curated record
UCACGGUGGAGCCGGUGGAGGAGGGGCGGUGCAGCGGCGGGGACACAGACCUUCUCCCACAGAGGACAGAGGAACAUCAGCCAUGAAGCUGCUUCCCAUCAACAUCCUGCUGACGCUGGCCAUCUGCCGACUCACCAGCUCAGAAACUGUUGGUCCAACACUGAUGCCACUGACUUCAGCCAGCGCUCUUCCAACGAACUCCAAGAGGGUCCACCUCACAGGUAAGAAUAAAGUUGAGAAUGUUGAGCUGCUGAAUCCUGCCAAUUUGUCGCUGGAGUGCAUCUGGACUGGCAACCAGAACAAACAGCCCAACAUCACUGGUUUCUGGAGAAAAGGCGGAGAGGAAAUUCAGGACAGCCGAGUCCCAGUGGCCCCAGAGAACCAGCAGUACAGACUCCAACGAGUGUUCAACAUUGUGAGUGAGGAACACCUUGGAAAUUACACCUGUGUGUUUGAAAAUGAAGCAGAACUAGACUUUAUCUUGGCAGUGCCGCGGAUCGGCGAGAAAAGAGAGAAGCCCAUCGUCUCCUAUGUGGGUGACUUUGUGGUUCUGACAUGCAAGAUGGAGGAAACAAAACCAGUGCCAAGGACCUGGAACUGGUUUAAGAUCAAUGGCACCGAUAAGGAGCAGCUAUUCGAAGCUCAACGCUACGACAUCACCGUCAUUGGGCACAAAACGAAGCUGAAGGUGAAGGACGUGAGCGAAGCCGACUCUGGAGUGUAUCACUGCGCCGCCGUGUACAACAUCAGCACCAGCACCAGCAAACUGCACCUGAAGGUAAUUACCAUCUGGGAGCCAUUGAAGCCUUUCUUAGGCAUCCUGGUUGAAGUUGUCAUCUUGGUUACUGUGAUUCUCAUCUAUGAGAGGAGUCAUUCCAAGAAAAAGGAAGCAGAAGCUAAUGGUCUGAAUGCAGACCCAAAGAACACACAGCCACAGGGUGAAGAUGAGGAAGCUGAGGAACGUACCUCAGUUAGACAGCGCAAAACCUAAAGGACGUCUGCAGCAGCAAAUUCAAGCAUCUAUUAAAUUAUUUUAUUUUUGAAUGUGAAGAGCUUCUAUAGAAAUAUAUAAACAACUAUAUUUUGUAAAUGUUUUAGUCCUUAACACCAGCUAAGUGCAAUCAUCACCAUCUAAUCAACUAAUACACACGAAAGCUUUCUGUUUUGACGUUCACUGGCCAACAUGUUUCCUGUUGUCACCAACGGCUGAAGGAGUAAAGCAUUUCACAUUUCUCUCCCUCCGGCUCUGCGUUUCAAACUGAGGUUGCCUUCACACGUUUCCGGUGUAGCGUCUGUCACAAAAGGAAGCCCGUGUUUUUUUUUUUUUUUUAGCUUGAAAACCCCCGCCCUACAUUUGCAGCUGUGAUGUAAUGAGUUGUGGUUUGGUUGCAGUGCCUUAAUUAUCUCAAAAAGCAACUGACUAGCUGCGUUUUCAUGGAAAAUGUACGCUAAUAUUUGUCGAUAUUCUGCUAAUGUCGAAGAACAUUUUGAAAUUGAAAUUAAAAUCACACGUGAAUAGGCUUGUUCACGCGAUAAGUCAUUAAAAAUAAUGUCAGCGACGGAUGUGAACAGUUACAUGAGAUUCAUAAUUUAGCGAUGGCGCUAGCUAGCGCCUAUCAUCUAUCAGAGGAAACGUUCAGACGUUUGAGUGAUUACAUAUGUGGCGUUUUGGGAAAAUUGUAGAUUUCGAUUUUCCAUAAGAGUUGUGGAUUCAACAAUUUUGAAUGACACACCACUUUUUAUGAACUGUACAACUCUGAGAGCCCAGGUGGAAUCAAUUGCACAUUGUCCGAAAAAAAAAA